AAGCCGCUGAGCUCAAAAUUAUGAACCUUAGACCUGGCAUCAGUAAACAGUUAAUUUGGGAAGAGAUUGGAGUGUGGAAAUCGUGGCAAAAAGGAGGACUUGAUAUAAAAGACAUAGUUUGGCCAGGCAAUUCCCAUACGCCUCCUCAUGGUGUUCCAGAAAAGUUUUAUCUAAGGAUCACAUUUCUAGAAGAGUCUCCAUAUAUCAAUUUAGCACCACCAGAUCCUGUUAGUGGUAAAUGUCUCAUGGAUCGAGGAGUUUAUUGUCGUGUAGCGAAAAAGUCGGAGCUGAAAGAAAUUGAUAUUCAAUCAGCGCACCGGAACGAAAGUUUCUAUCAAUGUUGCAGUGGAUUUUGUAUUGACUUACUGCAAAAAUUCUCUGAUGAAAUAGGGUUCACUUAUGAAUUAGUCAGAGUCGAAGAUGGAAAGUGGGGGAGUCUUGAAAAUGGAAAAUGGAAUGGCCUAAUUGCUGACAUAGUCAAUCGCAAAACUGAUAUGAUAUUGACAUCAUUAACUAUAAAUGCGGAAAGAGAAGCAGCAGUUGAUUUUACUGAACCAUUUAUGGAAACUGGAAUUGCUAUAGUUGUAUCAAAGAGAACUGGUAUUAUUUCACCAACAGCGUUCUUAGUUUCAGGUCCCGAUUUCAAUUUUAACCCGUGCCGCACAGCGACGUAAGUUUCUCAUUUAAAUAACAUGGGGUUGUAGGCAUCGAACGAUUAAUUUUUUCUUCCGGCCAAAGUAAUGCUUCGAAAAUUUGAAAC
Molecule: messenger RNA, 760 nt
Organism: Microplitis demolitor
Lineage: Eukaryota; Metazoa; Arthropoda; Insecta; Hymenoptera; Braconidae
Gene: Nmdar2
Product: glutamate receptor ionotropic, NMDA 2B-like
Exons: 5
Coding region: 21-674 (217 amino acids)
Biological process (GO): modulation of chemical synaptic transmission; synaptic transmission, glutamatergic
Cellular component (GO): postsynaptic membrane; plasma membrane
Molecular function (GO): NMDA glutamate receptor activity; transmitter-gated monoatomic ion channel activity involved in regulation of postsynaptic membrane potential
Source: RefSeq, a predicted model, not a curated record